UAUUCAAAAUGGCGGACGAAGGUGAUCAAAAAGAUGUCCAAGAAGAAAGUUCAAAUAAAGGUGAAUUAACAGCAAAACAAAAGAAGAAUAAGAAAAAGAAAGAAGCUGCCAAAAGAAAGAAACAAGAACAAAGGGAAAAUGAGGCUUCAGAUCCAAUGGAUAAUGCUACAAAUCAAGAGCCAAUGUCACCGCAAGACAAGCUUGAAUCAGAGCUGGCAUGGUGUAUUAAUCAACUGGAGAUUGGCCUAAAAGUACAGAAACCUGAUAAAACAACAAGCAGCCAUACUGAACAACUUAUCAAAAACCUCAAGUCACCAAAAGUACCUCUGCCAAAAAAGAGACAGAUAAUGCGCUCAGUAUUUGGGGAUUACAGGAAAAAGAUUCAGGAUGAUUUGAAAAAAGGACAUUCACUAGUACCAGAAAAAUCAGCAAAGGUUUAUCCAGUGAAAAAACAUCAACAAAAAAGUGUGUUUUURCGUGUUGCCCAAGAUACAAAACAAACAAAUCAUGAAUCAGUAGAUGGAAUGAAGCAGAGUAAUGGAAAUAAUGAGCCAUCAGAGGCUCUCAUUGGACAAGAGUGGAAAUUUGAGCCAUCAGGUGGAGAUUUUAAGUUCAAUUUUGAAUCCAAGGAGAUGUAAUGUUGACACCACAGGUAUUUGGUAACCUCGUCCCAGGGUACCAUGGAUAAUAUCCAUGAGGGUUCUUACUCUCUUUUCUCAAGCACAACAUCAUACGCUAUGUUUAAAAUGGAACUGACAGCUGGCAAAGUGUUGCCUGAGGACAAGAAAAGUAUAUUGGCUUUCGCCUAUGCAAGCUAAUKAUACGACAGAAUCCCUAAAGAAAG
Messenger RNA from Exaiptasia diaphana, 844 nucleotides. Its product is annotated as UPF0488 protein C8orf33 homolog. The record is from RefSeq and is a predicted model, not a curated record. The transcript is spliced from 7 exons. The coding region runs from base 9 to 638 and encodes 209 amino acids. Lineage: Eukaryota; Metazoa; Cnidaria; Anthozoa; Actiniaria; Aiptasiidae.